AUGGGUGCAAAGUAUAAAUUUGAGAUAACCGGCAAUGUCAGGGUGGUAGCUGUAAUAUUCCUCUGCAUGGUGGUUACUAUUGUUCUCAUACUCCUCAACCACGCAAAAUGGCUCAGGUGGCGCAUUGAGCAAAGCACUGCUCCUCAACCACGCAACCGCCGCCGCUUUGUCUUUGCCCCUGGUCAAGAUCCAGUUACCUAUGGCACUAACCGAAUUGGUCUUGACCCUGCAGUUCUUAGGUCCUUGCCAGUGUUGGUGUUCCAACAAGAGGACUUCAAAGAUGGUUUGGAAUGUGCGGUUUGUCUCUCCGAGAUUGUUCAAGGUGAAAAGGCUAGGCUUUUACCAAAAUGCAAUCAUGGGUUUCAUGUGGAUUGCAUAGAUAUGUGGUUCCAAUCCCAUUCUACUUGCCCUCUUUGUAGGAACCUUGUUGACUCUGAAUCCUCUAAUAGUGACCCAUUCGAGGCAGAAAAUUCAGCUACAAUGAGUGGCUUAGAGUCUUCAAAUUUCCCCACAAAUGUGUUAGUUUGGGGAGACCGGACCCAAGUAAGUUCUGUUGGUGUUUCCUUGGAAGAAGGGACUUCUUAUCGAACACCUUGCUCUACAUCAUCAUCAUCAUCAUCUUCUUCAGCCAGUGAUAGUAGUAAUUGUAGAUGUCAUGGAAUGUUGGUGAUUGAUAUACCAAGUGAGUUCAAUUCGUCCUCUUUGUCCCCUUCUGCUAGUAGGUGUGAUGAAGAUGAGAUGAAAUCACCAAUGACAGCUAGACUGAGGUCACUGAAGAGGCUUCUGAGCAGGGACAAAAAGUUAAGUCCUUGUAGUCCUAGUUCUAUGGAUGUAGAACAAGCGCAGAGCUAG
Molecule: messenger RNA, 852 nt
Organism: Gastrolobium bilobum
Lineage: Eukaryota; Viridiplantae; Streptophyta; Magnoliopsida; Fabales; Fabaceae
Product: RING-H2 finger protein ATL3-like
Exons: 1
Coding region: 1-852 (283 amino acids)
Source: RefSeq, a predicted model, not a curated record